This is a messenger RNA of Galeopterus variegatus (Sunda flying lemur), 5689 nucleotides long. RefSeq names its product plexin B3 (gene PLXNB3). The record is from RefSeq and is a predicted model, not a curated record. Gene Ontology annotation, molecular function: semaphorin receptor activity; protein binding. Gene Ontology annotation, cellular component: semaphorin receptor complex. NCBI's taxonomy places the organism in Eukaryota, Metazoa, Chordata, Mammalia, Dermoptera, Cynocephalidae. Gene Ontology annotation, biological process: positive regulation of axonogenesis; semaphorin-plexin signaling pathway involved in axon guidance; regulation of cell shape.
UGCCCGUCGCCACUGCCCCCAGGCAGCUGAGCUGAGGAGAUGUGCCACACCACCCAGGACCGUUCUGCACUGCACCCCUGUGUGGCGGCCCCAGUGAUGGCUCCCUGGCCUCCCCUUGGCCUCCACCUCCUGCUGCUGCUGCUGCUGUCCCCACCGCCACUGUCCUCGACUUGGGUCCAUCGCUUUUCCGCACCCAACACCACCUUCAACCACUUGGCACUGGAGCCGGGCCAGGGCACGCUCUACGUUGGUGCAGUCAACCGCCUCUUCCAGCUCAGCCCCGAGCUGCAGCUUGAGGCUGUGGCUGUCACUGGCCCUGUCAUCGAUAGUCCCGACUGCGUGCCUUUCCGUGACCCAGCCGAGUGCCCGCAGGCCCGGCUCACUGAUAAUGCCAACCAGCUACUGCUCGUGAGCUACGUGGCCCGUGUCUGCCUGGGGGACACCAACCUUUACUCCUACGUGGAGGUGCCCCUCACCUGCCAGGGCCAGGGCCUCAUCCAGGCUGCCUCCCUUGCCCCGGGCACCUUGCUAGGGGCAUUUGCUGCAGGCCCGAGGGGGGCACAGGCGGCCCUGUGCACCUUUCCUCUGGCCCAGCUGGACAGGAGCAUGGAGCAGGCACGGAGGCUUUGCUACACGGCAGGCGGCCAGGGCCCCAGUGGCACGGAGGAAGCCACCGUGGAGUAUGGUGUCACGUCGCGUUGUGUCACCCUGCCCCCUGACUCCCCUGAGUCAUACCCCUGUGGUGACGAGCACACUCCCAGCCCCAUUGCUGGCUGCCAGCCCCUGGAGGCCCAGCCCGUGCUGCAGCUUGGGCAGCCCAUCAGUGCCGUAGCAGCCCUCCAGGCAGACGGGCACAUGAUAGCCUUCCUGGGGGACACCCAGGGCCAGCUACAUAAGGUCUUUCUCAAUGGCUCCCAAGGCCAGGUGUACCACUCCCAGCAAGUGGGGCCUCCAGGCUCGGCCAUCAGCCCAGACCUGCUAGUGGACAGCAGUGGUGGCCACCUCUAUGUCCUGACUGCCCAGCAGGUGGACCGAGUACCCGUGGCAGCCUGCCUCCAGUUUCCGGACUGCACCAGCUGCCUCCAGGCCCGGGACCCACUGUGCGGCUGGUGCGUCCUCCAGGGCAGGUGUACCUGGAAGGGCCAGUGCGAGCGGGCAGCCCAGCCGACCCAGUGGCUGUGGAGCUACGUGCAGCACAGCCGCUGCCUGCACAUCCAGAGCCUGCUGCCGGCCCACCACCCCCGCCAGGAGCAGGGCCAGGUCACCUUGUCUGUCCCCCACCUGCCCACCUUGGCUAUGGACGAAUACUUCCAUUGCGCUUUUGGGGACUAUGAGAGCUUGGCUCACGUGGAAGGGCCCCACGUGGCCUGCGUCACCCCUCCCCAAGAUCAGGUGCCGCUUACCCCUCCAGGCACAGACCACGUCACCUUGCCCCUGGCCCUGAUGUUCGAGGACGUGGCUGUGGCUGUUGCCAACUUCUCCUUCUACGACUGCAGCGCUGUCCAGGCCUUGGAGGCGGAUGCCCCGUGCCGCACCUGUGUGGGCAGCCUCUGGCGGUGCCACUGGUGCCCCCAGAGCAGCCACUGUGUGUAUGGCGAGCACUGCCCAGAGGGUGAGAGGACCAUCUACAGCGCCCAGGAGGUGGACUUCCAGGUGCGUGGCCCAGGGGCUUGCCCCCAGGUCGAGGGCCUGGCAGGUCCCCGCCUGGUGCCUGUGGGCUGGGAGAGCCAUUUGGCCCUGCAUGUGCGGAACCUUCAACAUUUUCGAGGCCUGCCUGCCUCCUACCACUGCUGGCUGCAGCUGCCCGGGGAACUGCAGAUGCUGCCAGCCUCCCUAGAGGAGACAGCAGGGGACAUGGGCGUCAUCCAGUGCCAGGCCCAACAGUUCCACCCCUCCAUGUCCCAGCGGGAGCUCCCAGUGCCCAUCUACGUCACCCGGGGUGAGACCCAGAGGCUGGACAACACCCAAACUCUUCAUGUGAUCCUGUAUGACUGCGCCGUGGGCCACCCUGACUGUAGCCACUGCCAGGCUGCCAAUGGGAGCCUGGGCUGCCUGUGGUGCAGGGAUGGCCAGCCUGCCUGUCGCUACGGGCCACUGUGCCCACCAGAGGCCGUGGAGCUGCUGUGCCCCAUGCCCAGCAUUGAUGAGAUUGAGCCCCUGACUGGUCCCCCAGAGGGUGGCUUGGCCCUCACCAUCGUGGGCUCCAACCUGGGCCGGGCCUUUGCCGACGUGCAGGAUGCUGUGAGCGUGGCUGGCCGGCCCUGCAGCCCCGACCCCUCUCUCUACCGCACCUCGGCCCGGAUUGUGUGUGUGACAUCUCCCGCCCCCAAUGGCACCACCGGGCCCGUCCAAGUGGCCAUUAAGAGUCGACCGCCAGGCCUCUCGACCCAGCACUUCACCUACCUGGACCCUGUUCUGCUGAGCCUGAGUCCUCGGUGGGGCCCUCAGGCAGGGGGCACCCAGCUCACCAUCCACGGGCAGCACCUGCAGAUAGGAGGCAACAUCAGUGCCUUUGUGGGCGGCCAGCCCUGUCCCAUCCAGGAGCCAGUGUGUCCUGAGGCCAUCGUCUGCCGCACCAUGCCCCAGGCUGCCCCAGGAGAGGCGGUGGUCCUUGUGGUCUUUGGCCAUGCCCAGCGCACGCUGCUUGCCAGCACCUUCCACUACACUGCCAAUCCCCAGCUCGUGGCGGCGGAGCCCAGCGUCAGCUUCCGGGGGGGUGGGCGGCUGAUCCGUGUCAGGGGCACGGGCCUGGACGUGGUGCAGAGGCCCCUUCUGUCUGUGUGGCUGGAGGCUGAGGCAGAGUUGCAGGCUUUGGGGACCCAGCCCCAGGACCCAAACCCGAUGAGGAGCUGUGGGGUCCCUGCUGCAGACCCCCAGGCUUGCAUCCAGCUUGGGGGGGGCGUGCUGCAGUGCUCCACCGUCUGCUCCGUCAACUCGUCUGCCCUCCUCCUGUGCCGAAGCCCCGCUGUGCCAGAUGGGGCCCGCCCACAGCGGGUCUUCUUCGCCCUAGACAACGUGCACGUGGACUUCACCAGCGCCAGUGGGGGCCAGGCCUUCCUGUACCAGCCCAACCCCCGCCCGGCCCCCCUGGCCCCCCUCAGUCGCGAGGGGCCCACCCGCCCCUACCGCCUCAAGCCAGGCCACGUCCUGGAUGUGGAGGGCGAGGGCCUCAACCUGGGGAUCAGCAAGGAGGAGGUGCGUGUGCACAUCGGCAAUGGCGAAUGCCUGGUGAAGACGCUCACGCUCACCCACCUGUACUGCCAGCCGCCCCCGCGCGCCCCCCAGCCCGCCAACGGCUCCAGUGCCCUGCCACAGUUCGUGGUGCAGAUGGGCAACGUGAGGCUGGCCCUGGGCCCCGUCCAGUACGAGGCUGAGCCCACGCUGUCUGCCUUCCCCGUGGAGGCCCAGGUGGGCCUGGGCAUGGGAGCAGCCGUGCUGAUCGCCGCCGUGUUCCUCCUCACCCUCAUGUACAGACACAAGAGCAAGCAGGCCCUGCGGGACUAUCAGAAGGUGCUGGUGCAGCUAGAGAACCUGGAGACCGGUGUGGGAGACCAGUGCCGCAAGGAGUUCACAGACCUGAUGACCGAGAUGACCGACCUCAGCAGCGACCUGGAGGCCAGCGGGAUCCCCUUCCUGGACUACUGCACUUAUGCCGAGCGCGCCUUUUUCCCUGGCCGCGGAGGCUGCCCGCUGCAGCCUGAGCUCCAAGGGCCCGGGGAAGAGGGCCGCCGUGCCACCGUGCGCCAGGGCCUCACGCAGCUCUCCCACCUGCUCAACAGCAAGCUCUUCCUCCUCACGCUUAUCCACACCCUGGAGGAGCAGCCCAGCUUCUCCCAGAGGGACCGCUGCCAUGUGGCUUCACUGCUGUCCCUGGCUCUGCACGGCAAACUUGAGUACCUGACCAACAUCAUGAGGACUCUGCUUGGUGACCUAGCGGCCCAUUACGUGCACAAGAACCCCAAGCUCAUGCUGCGCAGGACAGAGACCAUGGUGGAGAAGCUGCUCACCAACUGGCUGUCCAUCUGCCUCUAUGCGUUCCUGAGGGAGGUGGCUGGUGAGCCACUGUACAUGCUCUUCCGGGCCAUCCAGUACCAGGUGGACAAGGGUCCUGUGGAUGCUGUGACAGGCAAGGCAAAACGAACCCUGAAUGACAGCCGCCUGCUGCGGGAGGACGUGGAAUUCCGGCCCCUGACUCUGAUGGUGCUGGUGGGCCCUGGGGCUGGCGGGGCUGCAGGGAGCAGCGAGGUGCAGCGUGUGCCGGCCCGGGUGCUCGACACGGACACCAUCACCCAGGUCAAGGAGAAGGUGUUGGAUCAAGUCUACAAGGGCACCCCCUUCUCCCAGAGGCCCUCAGUGCAUGCCCUAGACCUUGAGUGGCGCUCAGGCCUAGCUGGUCACCUAACCUUGUCAGAUGAGGACUUGACCUCAGUGACCCAGAACCACUGGAAGAAACUCAACACCCUGCAGCACUACAAGGUCCCAGAUGGAGCCACAGUGGGGCUCAUCCCUCAGCUGCACAACAGCAGUGCCAUCUCCCAGAGCCUGGCCCAGAGCUGCCCCUCCGGAGACAACAUCCCCAUGCUGGAGGACGGCGAGGAGGGCGGGGUCCGCCUCUGGCACCUGGUGAAGGCCACCGAGGAGCCAGAAGUGGCCAAGGCACGGCGCAGCAGCCUGCGGGAGCGGGAGCGGGAACGGGUGCGGGCCAAGGCCAUUCCAGAAAUCUACCUCACCCGCCUGCUCUCCAUGAAGGGCACACUGCAGAAGUUUGUGGAUGACACCUUCCAGGCCAUCCUCAGCGUGAACCGGCCCGUGCCCAUCGCCAUCAAGUACCUGUUUGACUUCCUGGACGAGCUGGCAGAGAAGCAUGGCAUAGAGGACCCGGAGACACUGCACAUCUGGAAGACUAACAGCCUGCUGCUGCGCUUCUGGGUGAAUGCCUUGAAGAACCCACAGCUCAUCUUCGAUGUGCGGGUGUCGGACAACGUGGACGCCAUCCUUGCAGUUAUUGCCCAGACUUUCAUCGACUCCUGCACCAUCUCAGAGCAUAAAGUGGGCCGGGACUCCCCAGUGAACAAACUGCUCUACGCCCGGGAGAUCCCUCGCUACAAGCAGAUGGUGGAGAAGUACUACGCGGACAUUCGCCAGAGCUCUCCAGCUAGCUACCAGGAGAUGAACUCGGCUCUGGCUGAGCUCUCUGGGAACUACACCUCUGCUCCCCACUGUCUGGAGGCUCUGCAAGAACUUUACAAUCACAUUCACAGGUAUUACGACCAGAUCAUUAGUGCCCUAGAGGAGGACCCUGUGGGCCAGAAGAUGCAGUUGGCCUGCCGCCUGCAGCAGAUUGCCGCCCUGGUAGAGAACAAAGUGACCGAUCUGUGAGCUUGGGCCAGCUUAGAAAGCAGCAAGCAGGAACUGCCACCGCAGUGCCUUAUGACCCCUGGACUGAGCCAGUGACAAAGGAGGGGCCAGCAGAGCCUGGAGGUGCCGGCGUACAGGCAGGCGCCGUGCCCAGCAGUGGGCUCCCUGCGAGCCGCCUCCCACCCCAGCCCACCAGCCUUUCCCCAACUGGGCUUGUUUCUAAUUUAUAACAGUCCCUGCCCUUCCACCACCCCCGCCCCCCACUGUAUUUAUUUGCUUGCUAGAGAAUCACAUCUGGAAAUGAAACAGAAAUACAUCUUUUUAGAAAAGG